AUGGCACUACUUACUCUUGUCGUCGUUUUAAGCAUCGUCUUCUUUGCUAGUCUCGUCAAGCGUGUCUUUUUCCCGUCCAAGCCUCGAAUACCGAAAGGCUUGAAGCCACUCCCGGGACCUAAAGGCUACCCCGUCCUCGGCUCAGUCCCAGACGUCCCUAUACAGAACAGCCACAUAAAAUUCGCCGAGUGGGGAAAGAAGUACGGACCGAUCUAUCAGGUCGACCUCGCCGGAAGUAAUCAUGUAUGGAUCUCCACAGACGCCGUUGCGCGUGAUCUCCUCUCCAGAAAAGGAGCGAUAUACUCGGAUCGCCCGCACAUUCCCGCCUUGCUGCAUGACAAUCGCACAAGCGCAGAGUACCUCCCUCUAAUGAGCAAGAACCCGCACUGGACGAGACAACGCAAAGUGGCGACGCAUAUUAUGCGUGAGUCGCAGGAGAACCAAUUCUACCGCUACCCGGAGCUCGAGUCGAUCCGGCUGCUCAAGGAGCUCAUGGACGAGCCGUCGGCUUACAACCACGCGCUGGAGUCGUUCAUCUCGCGCGUUACGUGCCGCCUGGCAUGGGGUCACCCGGAAGCCAGCGACGAGCUGAAGCAGCGGGCGCGCGAGCUGCUCAUCAGCGUCUCACCAACGGGGCAGCUAGCGAACAAGCUCCCCUUUGUCAUGAGCCUGCCCAGCUGGCUGUCGCCGGCCAAGGCGUGGGAGCUGCGGCGCCAGAAAACGGAGCGCAAGUACUUUGAGCUCAUGCAGUCGCAGGUCAAGAUGGACAUGGCGGAAAAGCGGGCGCCGCCGUCAUGGAUGCGCACGCUGCAGGAGACGUGGGGCAAAUGGGGCUUCACCUACGACCUGGAGGCGGCCUUUUGCGUCGGGAUGCACGGCAUCGCCGGCGCCCUCACCAUCGCCGCGCCAAUGCAGAGCUUCUGCCUCGCCAUGUGCCACUACCCGCAGUACCUCCCGCUGCUGCACGAGGAGCUGGACCGCGUGUGCGGCGAGCGCAUGCCGCGCGCGGAGGACCGGCCGAACCUGCCUGUGCUGCGCGCCUUUAUUCGGGAGGUGAUGCGCUGGCGCCCACCCGUCCCGACGGGCAUCCCGCACUGUCUCAUCCAGGACGACGAAUACAUGGGCUACCACAUCCCCGCGGGCAGCGUCAUACACCCGCUCGAAUGGGCCAUCGCGCGCGACCCCGCCCUCUUCCCGGACCCAGAGGCCUUCAACCCGCUCCGCUGGCUCGAGCCGCAGUACCCCACGUACCGGGAGCCGCUGACCGAGUUCCCGACCAUCAUCAACAGCACGCAGUUUGGGUACGGGCGGCGGCUGUGCCAGGGGCAGGGGGUGGCGGACGAGGAUCUGCUGAUUGGGCUUGGGGCGCUGGCAUGGCUGUUCGACAUCAAGAAGGCAGCGGGGGAGGAGAAGAAGUCGGCGGGCAAAGGGGACGCUAAGGCCGGGACGGAGAAGGGCGUGCCGACCGACGACGACGACGAUGCUAAGCGCUACGACAGCGCGCACUCGGACAGCGAAGACGCGGACGCAGACGCCGACGCAAAAGCGCGCCCCCGCCGCAGCGGCAGGUCCAAGACCAGCACCAGCGCCUCCUCCCCCUCCACCAACCCCACCACCACCGCCCCCUCAGACCCCACCCUCAACUUCUCGCACCUGCUAAUCGCGAAGCCUUUGCCAUUCACGUUCGCCCUCUCCGUCCGAGCCGAGAAGCAGCACCGCGCGGCGCUGGUGCAGGAGCUGUAUGCGGCGCAGUGCGCGCGCGGCGAGUUUGCGCCCGGGAAGCGGUUUUGGGGCGAGAGGGAUGGGGAGGGCCAGGAGUUUGGGUGGGUGGUGACGAGUGGGGCGCGGGUGCUUGUUGGGUCGUGA
Messenger RNA from Aplosporella prunicola CBS 121167, 1866 nucleotides. RefSeq lists its product as uncharacterized. The record is from RefSeq and is a predicted model, not a curated record. Gene Ontology annotation, molecular function: monooxygenase activity; oxidoreductase activity, acting on paired donors, with incorporation or reduction of molecular oxygen; iron ion binding. Bases 1 to 1866 code for a protein of 621 amino acids. The transcript has 5 exons. NCBI's taxonomy places the organism in Eukaryota, Fungi, Ascomycota, Dothideomycetes, Botryosphaeriales, Aplosporellaceae.